GGGAGGGAGGAUGCGGCGCAGGUCUCGGCUGCUGCUCUGCUUCGCCUUCCUCUGGGUGCUGGGCAUCGCCUACUACAUGUACUCGGGCGGCAGCGCCGCUCUGGCCGGCGGCGGCGGAGGCGGCAGGAGGAAGACCUAAUGUGUUAUUCAGACAUACUGGACUUGUUUGAUAUGGCACCCAGUCCUGUGAUGUGUUGAACAGCACCAAUUCUCUUUCUCUUCAGUAGAGUUGAAGGUGUGUGCCCUCUGCCAGGAUUGCACCUGAGAGGACCCAAAUGAUAUUGACCCCAAAAGGAAAGAAGUGCGUGGCAGUGAUGUGGAGGACAAGGCACAAAGUGUGGAGACACUACCUCCAGGAAAAGUCCGGUGGCAAGACUUUGAUCAGGACGCCUAUGUUGGUGCUACCGUGGUGCGAUCCGGCCAGGAUCCGUACGCACGGAAUAAGUUCAAUCAGGUGGAGAGUGACAAACUGCGAAUGGACCGGAGCAUUCCUGACACUAGGCAUGAUCAGUGCCAGCGGAAACAGUGGCGGAUAGACUUGCCAGCCACUAGUGUGGUGAUCACCUUUCAUAACGAGGCAAGAUCUGCUUUGCUUCGAACUGUUGUCAGUGUCCUUAAAAAAAGUCCACCACAUCUUAUUAAGGAAAUCAUACUAGUGGAUGACUUCAGUAAUGAUCCGGAUGAUGGGGCUCUCUUGGGAAAAAUUGAAAAAGUACGGGUUCUCCGAAAUGAUCGGCGAGAAGGCCUGAUGCGCUCCCGUGUCAGAGGGGCAGAUGCAGCACAAGCCAAAGUGUUGACCUUCCUGGAUAGUCACUGUGAGUGCAAUGAACACUGGCUGGAACCACUUUUGGAAAGAGUAGCUGAGGACAAGACCAGAGUUGUGUCUCCUAUUAUUGAUGUAAUUAAUAUGGACAACUUCCAGUACGUGGGGGCGUCAGCUGAUUUAAAAGGCGGCUUUGACUGGAAUCUUGUAUUCAAGUGGGAUUACAUGACACCAGAACAAAGAAGAGCACGACAAGGAAAUCCAGUUGCUCCCAUAAAGACACCCAUGAUAGCUGGGGGAUUAUUUGUGAUGGACAAAUCCUAUUUUGAAGAACUAGGGAAGUAUGACAUGAUGAUGGAUGUUUGGGGUGGAGAAAACCUAGAGAUCUCAUUCAGAGUUUGGCAAUGUGGUGGGAGCCUAGAAAUCAUCCCAUGCAGCAGAGUGGGUCAUGUAUUCCGCAAACAGCAUCCUUACACGUUUCCCGGCGGGAGUGGUACUGUGUUUGCAAGAAAUACACGCAGGGCAGCAGAAGUCUGGAUGGACGAGUAUAAAAAUUUCUAUUAUGCAGCCGUGCCUUCAGCCAGGAAUGUACCUUAUGGCAAUAUUCAAAGCCGAAUGGAGCUCAGAAAGAGACUUAGCUGCAAACCCUUUAAGUGGUAUCUUGAAAAUGUUUAUCCUGAAUUACGGGUACCUGAUCAUCAAGAUAUAGCAUUUGGGGCUUUGCAGCAGGGUACCAAUUGCCUUGACACUUUGGGCCAUUUUGCAGAUGGUGUUGUUGGAGUUUAUGAAUGUCAUAAUGCCGGGGGAAACCAGGAAUGGGCCUUAACAAAGGACAAGUCAGUGAAACACAUGGAUUUGUGCCUUACUGUUGUGGACAGAGCUCCUGGUUCACUAAUAAAACUUCAGGGCUGUAGGGAAAACGACAGCAGACAGAAAUGGGAACAAAUUGAAAGCAAUUCUAAACUGAGGCACGUUGGCAGCAACCUCUGUCUAGACAGCCGAAAUGCCAAAAAUGGUGGUCUCACCGUUGAGAUCUGCAAUCCUUCUUUGUCACAGCAGUGGAAAUUCACACUUAAUCUGCAGCAGUAGAAGGACUUACAAGCAAAGUGCUGUUUCAACUGAAAAACAUUGGGCAAAGUUUUGAUUGAAUUACUGAUGUAUUUCUUAAAACUUUCCACGGAACUUAUAUACCUCAGUAUUCCACCUUUAUCUGAAAGUAGAGUGCUGAAGCAGACACCAGGGAUCCAGGGGACUUGGAGCACUGCAAAGAUGUCACUGAGCAUUACUUCACAGGAAGAAGGAAUUGUGCUGCAGACUUCAACUGUUCCUUUCUGUCUUCAGCUACUACUUGCACAGCAGAUAAUUAACUCUAGGAACAACUGACGUAUUGUAAACAAAAGGAUCUGAAGAAACAUCUGUGGGGAACAGUGUGGGAGGGAGGGUGGGAAAAAUUACUAGGAGAAGGUCAUUUGAAAACUCCAUUGGAAUAGAAGUCAUGGUUUGUCAUUUCCAGAACCAGAAGUGUCAUUUUGAAGUUUCUUUUUUUUCUCCUGUGUGUACUUGGUAAUUUGAAUAUGAACUUUUCUAUGAUGGACUCUAAAUAUAAAUAUAUGAAAGUAUAUAUAUUGUCAGCUCCCAAUGAUUUGUAUCAGUUUUCAUCAUCCUAUAAUUAUCAACAAAGUGAUUGACAUAUGCAUAACCAGAAAUUGGAUCGGAGUGCUAGGAGGGAGAAACUCGGAGGGUGCGGAUUUUGUGCUGCUGGGUGUGAUGUCCGUGCUAACACUGGAUGCUUUGCUUUGCAAACUGGAUCUUCUUCUUAACACUUCACCCUCGCUGGAGAUCAUGAAACUCAGGAGGAGAAAGAAAAUAGCAGAGGAAGUCAAUGCAUCUGCCCAGAUGAUUGCUUGGAUCGUUUAUUCCAGCUUGGGAAUUCAUCACCCGUGCUCUGGAUAACGUUAAACCUGUACUUUAUAUUUGUGUUGAUCAUUUCUGUAGUACUUUGUCUUUAAAAUAUUUCUUCCUUUGUUACAAAAUUAUAUAAACUGCACAGAGCUUUUGUGCAGGUGUAUUGUUUCAGCAGAGUUUUAUUCUGGGCCCUAAUGAGGAAAAAAUUGUCUCAAACUCCCCUUUUGAGUUGUAGAAAUAAGUUAGAAUUGAAACACCACUGACAACAGCACAAGAUCUGAAUUUUAAUUUGCAAGGAUGAGCAGCUAUGUAAUAUCUCUGAAUUGCACUUGCUUAAUUUAUUGACCUACUACUGGGGAAUUUUCUUCCAUUUUGUUUCUUUAAAUGUAGCUUUUGAAUGAAUUCAGGCUUGACUCUGGGAAUCAGCCUGGAUACCUACAUAGCCUAUGUGUUUUUAACCAUAGAACUUGUGCAUUUUGUAGCUUCAGUCCAGCUGAUGUCAUUUUUAUAAAACAAUGCUGUCAAAGGUAACCCCAACUUUGACCUGUCCUUUCUUAUGUUUGCAUAGACUAUAUACUUUUUUAUUAAAAGCAAAUGCUUCAAUGAGCUUUUAAAAUGAGAAGGAAGGUAAAAAAGUAUUAAUAAGUAUUAAUAUGACAGCAUUGACAACAAUUAGUGCAGACAUGGAAUGCCAGGAAGUGGUUUUGGAAAGAUGGAUCUUGGGAAAAUAUAAGGGUUGAUCACAAGGAGAUGAAAAACAUCUGCUGUACUGUAAUAUGCUGGUACAGUUCCCCUCUUUCUUUGUUCUGGAAGUAGAGUAGUUCCUGAUUUUUUCUUUUCCCUUGGCUGUACCUGUGCAUCAGGUGUAGAGAUGGUACUCUCAUGGGCAAGGUGGCUUCACUGUGCCCAUAGAUACCUUGCCUGUCUGAAGUUAUGACCUGCAGGUACCUUUUGGAUGGGGCCCUUAAAUCCAGUUUUACCCAUCCAUCAUCUUCUGACUUUUGAAAUAAAUAAUUAAUACUUUUUCUCUGCUUAUCCACAAUCCACUUUCUCCAAAACUUGCCUGUUUUAAAGGCCAGUGGGUAAACUAUUUUCAGCUUUUAGUCUCUCCCUGUAGCCUUUUGACCUAGCUGAGAACUUGAAGAACGUAUUUCAUAAACAUAGCAAUAGAUGCCUUCAUCUUUUGGAAAACAAAUGCUGAAAUAUGAGCUCAGCAGCAAACCAGUUGUUUGAGGCUUUGGAAAACAGAAUUUAAAAGGAAGUUAAAAAAACCCAAGCACUCAGCCUCAACUGUGGAGGUAUUUCCAUUCACAGCUUUGAUCUGAUUGAGGGUGGUACUAACUGAAAUCAGCAGCUGCAACUCUGAAUGUUGACCUUCCUCUUAUCUCUGAAUCUGAAUUGCUAGUGAAAAGAAAUUUUAAAAAAAUACAUAUUCCAUUGCUUUAGUCUUUAAUGACUGCAAUAUUCAUAAAGUAGGAAUAUCUUUUCAGUAAUUCCCCAUGGAUGUUGUGCAUAGGGGUUUUAAUAUAGGAGCUGUAUGCUUUUCUUUGAGAGAACAGACAAGAAGUGGUAUCCUUUUGUUAUGUUUACAUGACAGUGUGCCAAAGUUACUUACUGUGAUUUUAGGGGUUUUUAAUGCUGAAGAAAUUCAUCUGUUUGAAAGAUAAAUUAAGAGCCCUUGAAGCAAAUUGUGAUGGAGUCUCCUGAGAACUUUUCUUACCGUCUUCAGAACAAGAAUGGUGAUACUGUUUAUUUUGCAGAUUUUCAAAACAUAGUUUGGAAACAGUUUUUUUCAGUUGGUUUGAAAAGUCUGCUGUACAGAGCUUGUACUUGUUCAUUUUAUAGAUGGAAACCAUCCUUGAAAAUUUGUUUAACUUAAAUAAAGAAGAAUGCUUUAUAGAUAA
Haemorhous mexicanus (house finch) is the source of this 4572-nucleotide messenger RNA. RefSeq names its product polypeptide N-acetylgalactosaminyltransferase 2 (gene GALNT2). Lineage: Eukaryota; Metazoa; Chordata; Aves; Passeriformes; Fringillidae. Gene Ontology annotation, cellular component: Golgi apparatus. Bases 476 to 1852 code for a protein of 458 amino acids. The record is from RefSeq and is a predicted model, not a curated record. The transcript is spliced from 17 exons.